UUUUCGAGCUCGGCCUAUGGUGAUACGCUUCAAUGGCCUGUGCUCUUGACAUGAGCCAAUAGGGGUCCUUGAGGCAUGAGGAACUGGGGCCUGUUCGGUCGUUCGGCAGGGGUUGGGGCAUUCAGCUCAACACUUUCCUCGGACGCUAACCACUGAAGAUCGAUCCCUUACGGUCCGUGAGCACCCCCCUCUAUAAUGAGCCUGGACUGGCGCCUCCCAGCUGAAAUUCUCCCCCAGAGGCUGUUGCGUUGCGACCCGACGCAGUUAUAUCAGGUAGAAAUACCGCGAGCCGUCAGGAGCCCACCUAACUGGAGCUUCCUUCAAAAUCUUCCGCCUACUAACACAAGAUGUCGACCGUUCAAGACCUGCUCAAGCAGUACUCGGGUCAGAUCGUCCCGUUUUCGUUCCACGCCGGGUUCGUUAGCCUGAGUUACGUUGUCAGUCUGAUUGGGGCCGGUUCGACGCUAGAGUUAAUCAGUCGACGGACUUCUCACAAGGGCAUUCAUAACCAAAUCUUGCUAGCCGGUGCCGCCAUUUCUAUGGGAGGGAUUGCAAUAUGGUCCAUGCACUUCAUCGGAAACAGAGCAAUCUAUAUUCUUGACGGAGAAGAGGAGCUCCAAAUCGCCUACUCUACCCGGUUGACCAUCCUCUCGUUAUUCGUGCCUAUUCUCCUGCUGCUACUUGCCUUCCUCGUCGUUAGCAGCAACGAUCGCAUGCGUUGGUCGCGUAUCGGUUUAUCAGGCUCCCUAUCCGGCGUUGCCAUCUGUGGUAUGCACUAUCUCGGCAAUGCUUCCAUUAACAACUACUGCUGUAGCUACCAAACUGUCUAUGUCGUCGUCGCGGCGCUGAUCGCGGUUGCUGCGAGCACCACGGCACUAGCGCUAUUCUUUGUCUUCGACGCUGCUUGGACGAACGCGUGGUGGAGGAGGGUCGGAUGUGCCAUGGUGCUCGCGGGGGCUGUGUCCGGGAUGCACUGGUGUGCCGCCGCUGGGACGAGGUAUACGUUGUUGCACCUGUAUUCCCCCAGAAACGGGAUGUCCCGCGAUACCACCAUCAUCGUGGUUAUCUGCCUGUCCGUCGGAGCAUUUAUUGUCAUGGGCGUUAGUUGGAUCUACUCCGCUUGGAUCAGAAGAGGCUAUGCCAGCAAAGCACAACAGAUCGUUCUCGCCGCGGCUGUGUUCGAUAAGCGAGGAAGAAUACUGGUCAGCCAAGAAGGGUUGCUACCAAGUGAGGGGGUUACAGACACAUUCCUGCAGAAGUCAAACAACGAUGUCUUCGGCACGGCCCACCCGCUCUUUCAUUGGAUGUUCCGAGCAUCUCGAAACUGGUCGAGCCUCACAAAUAUUAUUGACCGGAUGGCCGACCAUAUCGGCUAUCUUUCGCAUGCCAGGCGCAAUAACAGAACUGGAAUCAAGCUGAUGGGGGAGGAUGCCGUUGCGCUCGCGUCCAAGAUGAAAGAGAAUCUCUUAGGUGCUGGCAUUCUGUGGGACGAGGUCUUCGCAACCGGCAGCACUUCGAAACCUGUGCGUCGACCGCAGAUGGAACUCAACGAUACCGGCAAUCCCGACCCAUCUCUCCAGAAUACCAACGUCUCUAAGAAGAGACUGGAACCGGAUGAUCUGGUCGAGAAAGGAGACAACCGAAGAUACCAGGAAAACGGCCGGGGGUCUCUCAUGUUUCUAGUACGCCAUGUCGACAGCAGACGCGACGUCGAAAAACUCGAAACUGCCGGGUACCGGUUUGCCGAGUCGCACCAGGUGGUUGGCAUCAUCCGCUCGAGCAUGAAGAUCGAGAGCCCAGACCUCGGAGGAAGACUGCGCAAUAUGGCUACUCAUUCGGAGAACAACGCUAUACUCACUCCUGGAGUCUAUCUCAGUAUCUUUGCCGUCCGUGCUCGGUUGGACCACCAUGGGUUUGAUGUGCUGGUUCAAAAGAACGCUAGGAACCUGCUCCCGGCUACGAAGCUGCCGUUGGAAUAUCUCGAGCGAUGGCAGAUUGGAUUCCUCGGCCACCUUCAGCGCUUGACUACUUCGACCCUUAUACAUAAGCUGAACAUGAAAAAUCGCUCUGCCCAGGAAACCCGAUUUAUAUCCGAGCUCUGCGACGCAAUAGUUGCACUCAGGGGAUGGUUCGACGACGCCACAUUCGAGGAUGCAACGCUCAUGUCCAAGGUCGUCCAGGUGCCUUGUUCUCCGCUCGAAGAGAACUCUGGGUCGCUCGCAUGCUCUCUCAUCACAUUUCGGCUGGUGCUUCCCAUUCACGCCAGCGUCAGCUUCCCAAGGUGCGAAUUCAGCCCCCUCCAGUUCUUCAAGAUCCGUCAGCUAGCGUACGAGGGUUCGCCACACCAUGUCGCGUUCUCGCGCUCUGUACACCGCGAGCUGUCGUCUGUUCUGCAUCACGCGCCUACGGGGCCAUUGUUUGGGUCGGGAGGCCCAAGAUCCCGCGGAGGCCGCGAGGCAUCCCCUCGGCGAAGGCUGGCGAAGUUUGAUAGAUCUACGACCAGUGGUCGUACUGACAACAACGCCCGGGAAAUCCUCACGACGAGCCAGGAGCAGCUGUGGACUGUGGCGUCCAACCAUAGCUCGUCCCGCAACCGCGACCCAGGAGGCGAGAGUAGUGUUGAUCGCGACCAGAAGCCGCCGUCGAUUGGCCGCGCCGUUACGUUCGAUGACCCGAUAGCUCAUCCCAUCAAGCGCCAGCAACUAUACGGCGGCAUCAUGGUCUCGCAGGAAAUCAUGGUCGACGUUCAGGAGGUAAGUCGCUCAGUGAGCGCACGUGGGGCACACGCAAGGCGCAAGCGAGGACGCUAA
Molecule: messenger RNA, 2810 nt
Organism: Ilyonectria robusta
Lineage: Eukaryota; Fungi; Ascomycota; Sordariomycetes; Hypocreales; Nectriaceae
Exons: 6
Coding region: 348-2810 (820 amino acids)
Source: RefSeq, a predicted model, not a curated record